Messenger RNA from Corticium candelabrum, 1424 nucleotides. RefSeq names its product endoplasmic reticulum-Golgi intermediate compartment protein 2-like. Gene Ontology annotation, biological process: retrograde vesicle-mediated transport, Golgi to endoplasmic reticulum; endoplasmic reticulum to Golgi vesicle-mediated transport. The coding region runs from base 7 to 1200 and encodes 397 amino acids. The record is from RefSeq and is a predicted model, not a curated record. Gene Ontology annotation, cellular component: endoplasmic reticulum; membrane; COPII-coated ER to Golgi transport vesicle. The transcript is spliced from 15 exons. NCBI's taxonomy places the organism in Eukaryota, Metazoa, Porifera, Homoscleromorpha, Homosclerophorida, Plakinidae.
UCCAGAAUGAGAAGGUUGAAUAGAAAGAAAGCUUUUAAGGUCGUGAAAGAACUAGAUGCGUUUCCCAAAGUUCCAGAUAGCUACCAAGUGAAGAGCAAUAGUGGAGCAACAGUUUCUUUGUUGACGUUUGCGCUUAUUGCUGUGCUUGUCAUAUCGGAGUUUAAUUACUAUCUCGGAGUGACGUACAAGUAUGACUAUGACGUUGACAGAAACAUCGAAAGUGAUUUGGUGUUUAAUAUUGAUGUCGUGGUUGCCAUGAAGUGUGUAUAUCUAGGCGCUGAUCUUCUGGAUCUUUCUGGCACAACCCACACGUCAAGCGAAGAGCAAGGAUUCAAAUCAGAGGAGACAUUCUUUGAAAUGACUGCAGCUCAACGGGAGUGGCUAAGAAAUCGAAAAGAACUCCUUGCCAGACAUGAAGAAUGGCGUUCACUGAAGGAUGAACAGAUCGACAACUACCGCCUUAUCCACACUGCAAUGCCUCAGAGAUCGUCUGUCGACGUUCCUAGCAACAGACAACCGGAUGCGUGCAGAAUAUUUGGCAAAAUGUUUAUUAAGAAGAUUGCGGGCAACUUUCAUAUUACCGCUGGAAAGGCAAUUGCUCAUCCACGAGGACAUGCUCAUAUGUCUGCAAUGGUCCCCCGACAAGAAUACAACUUCUCCCAUCGUAUUGAUCAUCUGUCGUUUGGAAACGCCGCUGUCGGCACUUUGAAUCCGUUGGAUGGAGAAAUGAAAGUAGCCGUUGACCGGAAUCAGAUGUAUCAGUACUUCUUGCAGAUUGUUCCAACCAGCUUCUCGUUCGCUGGCGGCCAAGCAUACGCAGCCAACCAAUACUCUGUAACACGUCGGGAACGAAUUAUUGAUCACAGCGGAGGAAGUCAUGGUGUUCCAGGCAUCUUUAUGAAAUACGACAUGUCGGCUCUGACGGUCAGCAUCACACAAGAUCAUCAACCAUUCGGCAGCUUUGUGGUUCGAAUAUGCGGCAUCAUUGGUGGCAUAUUCGCCACAACAGGCAUGCUGCAUGGAUUCAUUGGCUUUUUGUUCGAUGUCAUAUUUUGUCGAAAGAAGGGCGUGGCAGGUUCAAUGUCGCCGAGACCGGCUCGAGCCUCUCAGUCGUAUGUCGAGACAGAAUCGUCGUCUCUGACCACGGAUAUGAGAAUUGGUGGUGGGAAUAGUGUAGGGUUGAGUACAACAGAGCACUAGUUUGGUUUAGGUUUGUAUUCAAACGCCGGGGCCUAGAAUUAUGUGUGGGUGUGGUCAUUGAUGCUUCUUCUCUUGAGUAGCAAUCGAGAAUCAAAUAGACGAUUUUAGGUUACGUCAUCCCUCUUGAUAAAAUAAUUGUAAUUCUUUAGGUAUCUUGUUAAUAUCAAACUGCAAGAUGGAGAUAGCAAUGUGUGUAGCAAAAUGCUGUGGGAAUGUCCAUGGAA